UCAUACGCCAGUUGUCAGCAGUUGCUCUGCUUCCUCAGGCGACAGAUCGGCGAGGGCCUUGCGCAGGCCCUCUGCAUCUGAUUUGGCGAUCGCCUCUGUGAUAAUGUCUCUGAGGCCUUCUGUCGGGUCCCACCCGUCGAUCUCCUCCCCAAUCUCCUCCUCCUCCUCCUCAACAUCGUCGUCGUCGUCCUCCCCAUGUUCCUCUUCAUCUCCAUCAUGUUCGGCUGCUGGGGCACCCACCAAGGGAACCUGCAGACGAAACACAGACGUCCAAGAGACCUCUCAGAGUGUGUGGUCGUGCCGCUGUCAGCAUCACAGCAACAGACCUGAUGGAGGCGUCUCCGUUCCUUGGCGAUGUCAUCGGUGACGUCCGGCAGCUGGGGCUCCAUCAGCCCCUGUCCAUCGUCCUGCAGCAGAGGGAUCUGAUCACCCGAGGCCGACGCUGACAUCUGCAAUGGAUUGACGGAAAGAGGGACACAGGCAUCAGGGGCCGAUGGCCACACACGCAGAGAUGCACUAGAAGCAUUGCAAGGUGACCUUGGGAUGGCCCGUCUGUGUGCGGUGGAUGGCCUGCUGUGCGGCAGCGUCGGCCUCGUCAAAUCUUGGCAGCUGGAUGUAGCACUCCUUGUCAACACGACUGGGGCAGCCGUGGUGAUCUCUCCCUCUGCCGCCCUCCUGGCCAUGCAGACGGGGGGUGCGCUGGCCGUGCAGGAAGUCCCACAUUCUUCUCGC
Vitrella brassicaformis is the source of this 732-nucleotide messenger RNA. Lineage: Eukaryota; Vitrellaceae. The record is from the annotation of a GenBank genome assembly.